AAAAGAGGUGAAUGUUCUUUGUUUGUUGGCCUGCGUUUUAAUGCUUAAUUUAUUAAUUCUGUUAGGCCGUUAAUUCCCCAAAUGACUGGCGGUUAUAUCGUAUGGCAUUGGACUUUGGUUCGUCGGUUCAGUCUUGGAGCUUUUUGCCUUACCAUAUUGUAAAGCGUAUAUACAGUUAUUUAGGCGAUGAAGUUGUUUACGUUUCUACCGUAUGCAAACACUGGCGUGGGGUCGCAUACACCGAUAGAUCUGUAUGGAAGAAACUACAUAUAUGUCCUCCUAAUUUUCCAGAAGUUGAAGCUCUCAAGAAUCAGAUUAUCCCUAUGAAAAUUUGUAACGAGGUUUCACUUGAAUUUGACCCAAGGAAUGAGUCUCAUGUUGCUGUUUUGGAAUACACGCUGAGUGCUUUGUGUUCGAAUGCUGGAAUACAUUCCAUUUCCCUACGACCGACAUUAAAACUUUUAUACAAUAAAUCCUCUUUGAAUAUCUCGAACCGACUUUCAAAAAAAAUAAUAAAUGCAUUAUGUGAGGUCAUUAUGAAUGCUAAAUGUUUAAAAAAUUUUUAUUGGGGUGGGACUUAUUGUGGAAGUUAUGAAGUCAGUCGUGUAUUACAAUCAUUGACAAAAAAUCAAAAGCAUAAUUUAUUAUCAUUACAAAUUAUCAGAUUAUUUCAAAUUAAUCAAUCCAUGUCAUAUUUAAAUACAAGAUUAUUUAUAUUUUCCAACCUCAACCAAUUUUCUAUUAAUUACCUAAAUCUUUCGGAGGAUAUACUUUUAAUUUUAUCGAGAAAUUCAAACCAUCUUCGUAUUUUAAAACUUUUUGUACAAAACAGUGUUCAAGAUCUUCCCAUAAUUCGAAAUCAAAUUUGGAGACAUGUGCAUGAAAUACUUCCUAAUUUGCGUGUGACUUUAUUCCUAAUUUGUGUAAACGAUCUCAAACAAUCAACAAUCCAUUCGAAUUCAAUCAAUCAACGAAUGUCUUUCAUACAAAAUACUACUCAAGAACUUGAUAAUCAGUUACCACUACCAUCAUCAUAUUCAUCGAUGUCACCAUCCCAUUCUGUCACUUCUACAUCCUCAUCGCCAACGUCUUCAUCUUCACCGCAUAUACCGGUGCAAUGUCGACUGGAAAAUGAACGUGAACAACAUUUAAGGGAGGAUCAUCAUCCAUAUGGUGAACAGAAUCAAAUUUAUCAAUUACUUUCAACCAAACUUUUGCCUUCUGCUUUGCCUUUAAAUUCAAUUUAUAUAUACUAUUGUAAACCAGAUCCAUUGUCUUAUCUUAUACAAUAUUUAAUGGAUACAUUUGCUAUGAGUUUAGAGCAUUUCUAUCUAAUUGAUACUUUCAAUAUAAUAUCUGUGAUGUCAAACAAUUCUAACGGUAUUUUACAUAAUAAUUCUCAUUAUACGGAAUAUACUACCAUUACUACUAGUAGUGAUAAUAAUAAUAAUAGUAAUGGCAAUAUCAUUAGAUUUAUUGCCAAUACACCAGCAACAAUUUCUUAUGAUGCUGUUAUUAAUUAUGAUAAUUACGACUGUGUUGACUCUGAUUAUCAGUCAAUGUUCAGUUCUUAUUCCUCACAUCAUUCAUUAUUACUGGAUAGUACAAGUGAUUUUGAUAUAUUGAGCUGUGAUUCUUCCUAUGAUCUAUUUGAUUAUGAAGACAAAAGUUGUAGUAAUAAUAAUUAUUACUCAGGUAAUUUUUUGUUGCCCGUUUCAACCAGUCUAUCUUUGACUUCAUCAUCUUCGUCUUUACCGGUACCGUCAGGGUCAUGUUUGUCUGGUGAUCAAAUACACCAAUCAUUGAUAGCACCAAUAUCACUUCAUAAGAUGGUUGAACAAAUUGAAUACUCGUCUAAUUCAGAAAUUAUAUUACCAAAAAAUGGGAAUGAUAGUUUGAGCAUAAUGAAAUCAACUGCAUGUGAGGAAAGUGCUAUCGAUAAGGGUGGUGGUAGUGAUACAAGCGUUGUAUCUCAUUCAGCUCUCAUUUCUACUCAUGAUAGUAUCAAUACAACUAAAACCAAUGUUAAUGAUUAUUGUGAUUAUUUACCUUACGAUUGUAAUUAUUAUUCCAAUUUUUCCGAGGCUCCACAAUCAUCUACUUCAUCAAAUCUUGUUUUUUACUCACCAAAUUUGUAUAAAGCGCCUGAUGAUGUCAACCCUGAUCCGUUUGUUAUGUUAGCAUGGAGAUGUCAACAAUUGUCGCAUUUUACACUAAUUGGUUACUGGUUUAAUAUUGUGGAUAUGAAAGCUUUUACAGCUCUUCGUGGUACAUCACUCAAAUCUUUUCGUAUUCCUAGUUGUUGUAUUUCUAUUGAUGAUCAAUCUUGGCCAUUUAAUUUGGAUGAGAAUUUAAAUGAAAUGUCACGUAAUGUCGGCUACAAAUGGAUACCAAUGGAAGAUUUAAACUUGCCCUCUGCUGUUUGGAAUCAUCAACCUCCUGAUCCUACCGCGUGUUUUUAUGAAAUUCAGAAUUCCUGUGGUCUAGACAGUGUUAAUGAUUAGUAAAUAUCACUAAAAUCAAUUGUUUUAUCCAUGUUUAUCAGUGUUAAUUAUUGUCAUUAAUUCAGUUGCAUUACAACAGACCAUUUAUCUCAUAUUUAUAUUUUAUUUGUUUAAAUAAAUAUCUUAUUCUCGUUACUUUUCACGCAUUAUGCUUUGCAUUUUCUGGUUUCGUUGACUUUUUUUCUCAGUAAAUAUUUUAAGAGAUACUUUUGGCAAUGUCCUUUUUUUGGUCCGCUAACUUCUCUGUUCCUUAUCUUGUGAUAGACUACUACAGAUAAAGAGUAAUAUUCUUGAUAUCUAGACAGUUUGACUCACCAUUCAUUCUGAUAAUCAUCUAAUGUGUAUUGUUUUUUCGCGUCUAUUUUUUAAUUCUUUUGUUCUUUGGUAUACUUCCUUAUAUGCUUUAUAGAAAUUGGAUGGGAAAUUCACUUCACUGGUUCCUGGCACUACUUUUAUCCAUCAUUCUGUGUAAUGACACUUUAAGAUAUCUCUUCAUUCUAUUCUUUGCAUAUGUUCUUGUUGAAGUGUAGAGUAUCCAUUUUUCGUCAGGCACACAAUAUAUUUAGUUUUAUUUUUGUUCUGCUUAUCUUUAACUUUUAGCUUACUGUCAUUGUUGUGAUUGUUUUCGUCACUGUAUCAUCAUAUCUGCUUCAAUGUGCAUGUAUUUUAUUAUUCACUGUCUUACUUACACGUUUAGCUUAGAAAAUAUCAAUUAUGUUUAGUGGAGAAGGGGGGCUAGUAGAAAAGCAGAAUAUUUAAAAUUCUAUAAAAUUGGGGAGAUAUUCAUUGUACCUUUUAAAUCGUUUGCUAUUAAUAAAAAUGGCUUGUGUUCUUAUCUUUCUUCUAUAUGAAACUAGUGUUCUGUGAUACUGUCUAAACUACGUCAACUGUUAUAUCAUAUAUGUAAGCUGGCAGAUCUUGUGCUAUUCUUUGCGGAUGCAGGGUUCGAGUUGAUGAGGACCAGUGAAGUGGAUUCGGUCGUUUACUUUAAUUAGUGGGAUGGUCCACAUAGGGUGUUAACGUUCCAAAUCCACACUGAUGAG
Schistosoma curassoni is the source of this 3547-nucleotide messenger RNA. The record is from the annotation of a GenBank genome assembly. NCBI's taxonomy places the organism in Eukaryota, Metazoa, Platyhelminthes, Trematoda, Strigeidida, Schistosomatidae.